This is a messenger RNA of Xenopus tropicalis (tropical clawed frog), 4903 nucleotides long. RefSeq names its product dispatched RND transporter family member 1 (gene disp1). The record is from RefSeq and is a predicted model, not a curated record. Lineage: Eukaryota; Metazoa; Chordata; Amphibia; Anura; Pipidae. Gene Ontology annotation, cellular component: membrane. The coding region runs from base 273 to 3878 and encodes 1201 amino acids. The transcript has 9 exons.
UUAGUGGCGGCGCUCGGGUCUCGCGUGAGUGCCGGGGGGGGCAGAGUGAGUGAGUGAGUGAGUGAGUGAGUGGGUGAGUGCGGGACCGAGUGCCCCGAGUGGGAGCGGAACAGGAGGGAGGAGCGGGCCCGGCGGCUCAUGGAGCCCACAGUAUCUGAUAUUGGCCCCACGCCUGCUGAUUUGCUUCUGUGGUUACUUUGACCCUCGCAUACCUGAGGAUACGCCCAGCAAAUUCCUUAAAGACCUCUCUAUGCUUGCUAAAGACUGGAAGAAUGGCAUUGAACAACAGAAACGGUGAAUUUUUGGCUCUUAGCAAUGGCAACAUCCCUUCCAAAACCCUGUCAGCAAGCCACCCCACAGCCAUUGACGGAGACCAGCAGCACCCUUCCACAGAUGAAGGAAGACUUAAAGUGAGUCCCAAUGGAUGCCUUUCACACAAUGGGGCGGCCAAACCUUGUUCUUUGUUUCUUGAAAACCAAAGAACUCCAGUUAUUUCCCAGUGCUGCCAGCCCUGCUCAUACCAUCAUUCUUUACACAACCAUAACAGCCCACAAGACUGUGUUCCACGGACAGGUGGAACUGCUACUUCUGCACUGAAUUCUGGCUGCCUACAGCCACGAACAGAGUUCUCCACAAACUCAGGUUGCCAAAACCAUCCACCCAUAUAUCACCCUGCCUGUUGUCUUCAACCCUCACAGUCAUUCUGCCUUCAUCAGUGGCGUGAUCAUUUUCAGCAUCAGCAAGUGCCACACCAUUUAGUAAACUUAAGGGCUGCCAAACCAUUCCAGUUACCCAGAAGCUACGCUGCUUUGAUAGCUGACUGGCCUGUUGUGGUUCUGGGCAUGUGUACUGUAAUUAUAGUGGUUUGUGCCCUGGUUGGCAUCCUGGUGCCUGAUCUUCCAGACUUCUCCGAUCCACUUCUGGGUUUUGAGCCCAGAGGGACGGCGAUCGGACAAAGACUGGUGACAUGGAAUAACAUGGUGAAAAACACUGGCUACAAAGCAACACUGGCCAACUAUCCAUUUAAAUAUGCAGACGAGCAGGCAAAAAACCAUCAAGAUGACAGGUGGUCAGAAGAUCAUUAUGAGCGAGAGAAGAGACAAGCAGACUGGAACUUUCACAAGGACAGUUUCUUCUGUGCUGUCCCAAAUGACCAUUAUUCUCGAGUAGUAUUUACAUCUGUGGAAGGAGAGAAUCUGUGGAACUUGCGAUCAAUCAAGUCGAUGUGCAGUAUAGAUAAUUCAAGGAUUAGAUCCCACCCCCAGUUUGCAGACUUGUGCCAGCGUACCUCUGCGGACUCCUGUUGCCCAAGCUGGACGUUGGGGAACUAUAUUGCCAUCUUAAAUAACAGGUCAUCUUGUCAGAAGAUUGUAGAACGAGAUGUCUCCCACACACUCAAGCUGAUUCGCACAUGUGCCAAAUACUAUCAUAAUGGGACAUUGGGGCCAGACUGCUGGGAUAUGGCGGCCAAGAGGAAGGACCAGCUGAAGUGUACAAAUGUGCCUCGCAAAUGUACAAAGUACAACGCAGUUUACCAGAUUCUUCACUACUUAGUAGAUAAAGAUUUUUUAAGCCCAAAGACUGCUGAGUAUGUAAUGCCAGCUUUAAAGCAUAGUAUGCUUUUCUCCCCAACAGAAAAGGGGGAAUCCAUGAUGAGAAUUUAUCUGGACAAUUUUGAGAACUGGAACUGCUCCGACGGUGUCACUACGGUGACCGGGAUUGAGUUUGGGAUCAAACAUAGUUUGUUUCAAGACUAUCUAUUAAUGGAUACCGUGUAUCCAGCAAUUGCCAUUGUAAUCGUUCUGUUGGUGAUGUGCGUAUACACCAGGUCAAUGUUCAUUACGCUGAUGACCAUGUUUGCCAUAAUUAGUUCACUAAUUGUAUCUUAUUUUCUGUAUCGAGUAGUAUUUAACUUUGAGUUUUUCCCCUUCAUGAACCUCACUGCACUAAUAAUUCUUGUUGGAAUUGGAGCGGACGAUGCGUUCGUCUUAUGUGACGUCUGGAACUACACCAAGUUCGACAAACCCCACGCAGAAACGUCGGAAACCGUUUCCACCACUCUGCAACAUGCUGCUUUGUCCAUGUUUGUCACCAGCUUUACCACCGCCGCUGCCUUUUAUGCAAACUACAUCAGCAACAUCACAGCCAUCCGGUGCUUUGGUGUCUAUGCUGGCACAGCCAUAUUGGUCAAUUAUGUUUUAAUGGUAACCUGGCUCCCCGCAGUGGUUGUUUUACACGAGCGUUAUCUCCUCAACAUAUUCAGUUGUUUCAAAAAGCCACAACAGCGGCAGUAUAAUAAGAAGAGCUGCUGGAAUGUACUGUGGGAGAAGGCACAGAGUCUCCUUUUUACAUUCUCCGAAGCUUCACGAAUAUUCUUUGAAAAGGUCUUGCCAUGCAUAGUUAUAAAAUUUCGAUAUAUUUGGGUGUUCUGGUUCCUUGCUAUAACUGUCGGUGGGGCAUACAUUGUAUGUGUUAAUCCAAAGAUGAAAUUGCCUUCCUUGGAGCUUUCCGAAUUCCAGGUGUUUAGGGCCUCUCAUCCCUUCGAGCGCUACGAUUCAGAGUACAAGAAAAUAUUUAUGUUUGAACGAGUCCAUCAUGGAGAGGAGCUCCAUAUGCCUAUAACCAUUGUGUGGGGCGUUUCUCCAGAAGAUAAUGGGGAUCCCCUCAAUCCCAAAAGCAAAGGCAAGCUUAAGUUAGAUAGUAGCUUUAAUAUUGCAAGUCCAGCAUCUCAACAGUGGAUUUUGCGUUUUUGCCAAAAGUUAAAGAACCAAACCUUUUUCUACCAAACCGACGAACAAGACUUUACCAGCUGUUUCAUUGAGACCUUUAAACAGUGGAUGGAAAAUCAAGAUUGCGAUGAACCGUCUCUGUACCCGUGUUGCAGCCAGUCCAGCUUUCCGUAUAAGCAGGAAGUCUUUGAGCUUUGCAUUAAGAGAGCAAUCAUGGAGCUUGAGAGAAGCACUGGCUAUCAUUUGGACAGCAAGACGCCCGGCCCACGAUUUGACAUCAACGAUACAAUCAGAGCCGUGGUGCUGGAAUUUCCAAGUACCUACCUUUUUACCCUAGCUUAUGAAAAAAUGCACCAGUUUUACAAGGAAGUAAAUGCAUGGAUUGCAAAUGAACUUCAGUCUGCUCCUGAAGGCCUAAGCAACGGAUGGUUUGUAAGUAACCUAGAAUUUUAUGACUUGCAAGACAGCCUCUCUGACGGAACACUCAUCGCUAUGGGAUUGUCUGUGGCUGUUGCUUUUAGUGUAAUGCUGCUGACAACAUGGAAUAUCAUUCUAAGUGUCUAUGCUAUUGUGUCAAUAGCUGGCACCAUAUUUGUUACUGUAGGUUCUCUUGUCCUUCUGGGAUGGGAGCUAAAUGUGCUGGAAUCUGUCACAAUAUCCGUUGCCGUGGGCCUGUCUGUGGAUUUUGCAGUACAUUACGGCGUGGCAUAUCGCCUGGCUCCCGAUCCAGACAGAGAAGGAAAAGUAGUCUUCUCUCUGAGUCGUAUGGGUUCUGCUAUCGCAAUGGCUGCUCUGACCACCUUUGUUGCUGGAGCCAUGAUGAUGCCCUCCACUGUCCUGGCUUACACCCAGCUAGGUACUUUCAUGAUGCUAAUCAUGUGCGUCAGCUGGGCUUUUGCAACUUUCUUUUUCCAGUGUAUGUGCCGGUGCCUCGGGCCCCAAGGAACCUGCGGUCAAAUACCAUUGCCAAAAAAAUUACAGUUCAAAGCCUUUUCUCAAGCAUUAUCAUCCCGCACUGCAGAAAGGGGCCAAAACAAGCUCAAUCACAGUAACAAAUAUCAGCUAGACACUAGAGGUACAAAAACAGAUGUGGAACACGAACAUUAUGAAUUGGAGCCUUUAGCAACACAUAAUUGUAGCACAUCGUGAGACUUUUUUUUUUUAUAUAAAUAAAGAGACUUCUCAGAGUUAUAUAUUGAUAUAUUAUUAAAUGCACCUGCACCUCCAAGUUCACUGUACCGCUCCAUGGAAUGAACGUUUCUUCUACUCAAAGGUAUCCCUCAAAGAGUCAGCAUGCCAGUUUAUCUCUCAGAUCAAAAAUCCUCCAGGUCUGUACCAUCCAGAAAGUCAAUCAAAAUAUUGCCUGGUGUAAUAUUCCAUCUUCAGCCAGUAAGGUCCAACUCAAGACAGAGCUUCCACUCACUCAGCUGCACAAAACCUAUACCCCACAUCUACAUUCUGCUUUUGCUUCAUUUGCCAAAGUGUUGUUACUCAUGUUUUUCUGUAAUUAUUUCUAAAGAAUGUGUUCUUCAACAGAAGCAGAAACAGCCUAAGGGUGAAGACACACAGAGCUACUAGUAGCAGCUACUUGUCACGGCUACUAAAACCGACAAUGCUGAUCAUUUACUGAUAAUUGUCUCUAUUCUCAGAAUUGUCUGGGGUUUAGUAGCCGGGACAAGUAGCUGCUACUAAGUAGCUCUGUGUAUCUUCACCCUAACAGUUGCAGUGUUUGUAGAGGAAACAGAUAGCACUUCAUUCCUUACAGAUCAGAUGUUUCAUUAUAUCCCGGUGGUGCACAAACUACAGCCUUCUAGCUGAUCCGUAAACAAGACAUCUGCUGCUGACCAGAGAGACAAGGGUGUUAUAGUUUAACAACAGCUGGAGGGCUGUAGUGGGAGCAUCUUUACCUUAUGUGAAUGUUUAGGAACCAAAAUAACCAGAACUUGACAUUUAAAAUCAACUUGGAAAAGCUGCCCAAUAGCAGCGCCACAAGACACGACUGUUGUAAUGGUUAAGUGCAACUCUUUUGAUUGUCCUAUGCCAAACAUUGAAGCCAACGUGCCUGCUGUAUUGAGAGGUUUAGAACUAUCAAAUAAAAGUUUAUGUCAAUAAAACUAUAAAUAAAUGUAUAUUUGGUGAUGAGCUUUCUUGCACUGAGUAAAAAAAAUUCAGAC